AUGCAGGGGGACAGCGUGCUGAAGGCUGCAAGUGGCAGGACCGAAAGCAGCAGCGGUCACGCCUCGGACGACAAUGGCCUCUUGGUGCUGCCAGCAGAGACAGAGGCACAACAUACCAGCGCAAAACACAAGAACAGACACAAGAAGCGGGUUGUGUUUCCCUUGGACGUGGCGCUGCUGGCUGCAGCCACAGACGGCGACACGGAGGAGCUCAGAGCGCUGUUGGCGGACGGUGCAGAUCCCGAUGCCGGCAACCAUGACGGGCUGAGGCCGCUGCACCAAGCAGCCAUUGAUAACAGGGUCGAUCUCAUCGCUCUCCUCCUCGACGCUGGCGCGAGUAUCGACAUCAAGGACAACGAGGCCUGGACGCCCCUCCACGGCGCCGCAUCAAACGGUCAAGUGGAUGCUUGCAGACUGCUGCUGCAGCGAGGUGCAAGUCUCACCCUGCUCAACGUGGACAACGAAACAGCCAUGGACUGUGCCGAGACUGCAAACGUUGACGACAGGACACGACAAGAGCUGCUCACGCUCUUCCAGCAAGCUGCAGUACAACGAGGCAUCAGCAUGGCCACACUGGCGGAGAUCAAGAGCAGACAGCGCCUGCAGCUGCUGAGCGACGCACAGCGCAUUGUGCGUGGGGGCGAGGGCACCGAUGUGGAGGAACAACUCAACGCAUCUGGCGCUCGCGGUGCCACCAUGCUCCAUGUUGCCACGUGCCACGGAUACAACGACGUGGUGGAGUAUCUUCUCAACAACGAUGCCGACGUUAAUGUUGUUGAUGAAGAUGGCAUGACUCCACUGCACGUUGCUGUUGUCUGGGGCAACGUCGAUGCCGUCCUCUCCCUCGUCAGCGCAGGCGCCGAUAUCCACGCAAAGACGAACAUUGGAGAGACGCUGAUGGAUCUUGUGCAUGAGGACGACGCGAAGAUGCGGACGCUGGUGUCGAGUCUGUCGACAAAGGCACGCACACUGCGGGCGUCGUUCAGGAAACGGCCAGAUGCACAGCGCUUGUCCGCUGCAAGCGCUCCCAUGCCGGCUCUUGCGGGCAGCGGUGAUGGUGGUGAUGAUGUGACAGUUGCUGAUAUUCUUGGGAGCGAUGCCACGUCACACGUGAUGGCUGGCCACGACGCAACACCAACAGUCGCAGCAGCCACGCAAAGAGUAGACUUGCAGGCACAGCAGCAGCAACAACAACAACAACAACAACAACAACACUUGGGAUCUGGUGCUGAUGCAGCGGCAAGUGAGCGAGGAGGGAAGGCGGUGCUCACUCAACACGGAGAGGGCAGUAAGACCAAAGAACACCAUGAUGGUAGCGAUAAGGCAGUGCAGGGCAGUUGUGUGGAUGAUGGCGCUGCUCAUGCAGGCGCUGACACAUCCAACAGCACCACCGACAGCACCACUGACAACACUGCACAUGAUGAAGAAGAUAGCGCACUCGCCGCUAUUGUUUCCGAGGAUGUGGUGACGCCAACACCAGCAGACAAGGCAGCCUCUCACCCCAACAACAAAUCCGCAGAUGCAACCCCGACCCCAAGCUUCAGCCGUGCCGUGGGUCGUGUGGACGCCACAACACCCAGCGCGCUCGACACCACAGUGACCGCUGGGAGUGGCAUGAACGCGACCACGAACACGACUGCUGGUGACGAUGGCACCAGUGAUGACGACGUGUUUGUGGAGGACGUGCAUGCAGAACUGCAACGCGCACCGCCACCGCCGCUGUCUCUUGCGCUAUCACCGUCCUCGAUUGCUCCGGACGAGGACACGACGACGCAACCGCUGAUGAGAACAGCAGCACCACCACCGGAGAACACGUCAUCCCCAUCAGCGACGGCCACAGUCACAAGCACUUCGCCCGCACCGACGACCGAGACUUCAUCGGCAGAUGAGAAAACAGCCGCAUCGGCAGUGCAAUCCAAGACGGCACCAUCUGCCCCGCUGUCUCGAUUUGAUCGCUCGGGCGGGCGCACCGCUGUUCGCAGUCGCCCCACUGCCCGCUCGCCGUCACCAGCCAUGAUGGCACCGCCAUCACCGACGUCUGUGCACGCUGCUGGGCGCGACACGCCGCUGAGCGCACGUGCCGAGGCGCAACUGCGCAAGAUGUCCAAAGAGGUGCAGGACGUGGUGACGGCGAACCUUGGGCCGGCCCCGCGUCGCACAUACAUCACGCGCUCGCAGCACCAGGACAAGCGCGAGCUGAGCACGCACGAUCGCUGGCAGGAGCGGCAGCGCCUCUCGGGCUUUGCUGGCGUGAAGGCGACCUCGCCGCUGCUUGAGGGGCGGGCAUAUCAGCGGCGCCGGCAGCGAGAGCAGAGGGAGCAGCAGCAGCGGGACAAACAGCAACAGCAGGGCCGCAGGCGAGUGAGCGCAUCGUUCCCCGACCAGACGAAGGGCGCCGUCCUGAAGGCCAUUGCUGUGUUUGAGAGCAGAAGCGCUUCCGGCAGUGAAGACUCUAUUCUCUCGCGCACGAGCUCGCAGCGCGGCAUGACAGCAAUGAUGGCUGUCUCGCCUCAAGAUGAUGACGAGAAGCAGAUGACGGGAGAUAGCGUGGACGGCGGCAACAAAUACGGCACUGGCGGUGCUGUGCUGGAGGCCAUUCCUGAGCAGAGACUACAGGAAGGCGAGCGCAGUGGUGCUGAGGACGACGGCAAUAGUGACGAAGCAGCAGCAGCAACACUUGACACGUUGAAGCGUGACAAUGAUGAUUACAGGCGUCGCCUUGAAGAUGCGCAGGAUCAGCUCAGGCAACUGCAAGCGGCGUUUGGCGAAUACAAGAGCGCCGUGACCGAGCGUGAGCGAAGACUCAACCUCGUCCUCACCGAAACAAAGGCGAUGCUGUCGAACGAAGUGCUUGCAAGCAAGAACAUGGCGGCAACAAUGUCGGCUUUGCACACGCGCACGAUCGAGUACGAGCGCCUGCACGACAGCCAACUGAAGGAGAUUGAGGAAUUGCACCAGCAGCUUGCCGAUGCACUGAAGGAAAACCGUGGCCUGCGCGAGAAGCUUGAGGCCGCUGCACAGCGGAGUCCCCGGCGUCAACAGCGGCCCGCAUCGGCGCGAUCCGUGUCCCCGUCGUCGCCAACAUCGCCAACAUCGUCCCCGUCUCGCAAGCGUGCAUCGCCUUCACGCGGCAAACAGAAGCCGAGCAAGACGCGAGCAAAGGCGUCCCCAGCAUCAUCGCCGCGCGUCUCAUCAUCACCAUCGCCGCGCGAGCACAAGUCGCGGUCGAGAACAAGCGCCAGCCGGAGCGGACGCAGCCGAAGCUCGACGCCACAGCGCCCCCAGAGCAGCAGUGGUGGGGGUGGUCGUGGUGGGCGCAAGAGCACGCCGACACGCCGAACGGCCGGUGCAAAGGGUGCGCGCAGCAAAGUGUCUUCGUCGCCGCCCGUGGCAGCGGCGACCAGUGAGGUGCGCAGGGUGAAGCGAUCAACUUCAUCUUCAACGGUGCUCGUAUCAUCAACAUCGUCGUCGCCAGCAACACCGCGCCGUGCCCCGCGCCGCGCAACCGAUGAUGCAGCCCACGUUGCGACACCGCCGUCCUCGCUCUCGUCGCCGGCGUCGCCCGUUGCAUUCGGCAAGACGUCAGCACCAACAGCAGCGGCACCAACGGUCACCAAGGCCGCAGGCGCAUCAAAGACAAAGACAGCUGCCACAACCAGAGGUGGUGGUGCGGGCGUGCGACGCACAGCGACAUCCACUGGGAGAGCAGCAUCGACCAAAACGGCAACGACGUCAACCAAAACAGCAACAACAACGCCUUCCAAGACACGGCCUGUGGUGACAGUCACGCCAUCGCGUGGACGGCCAACACCACCAACACCAACCUCGGCCUCGGCCCGCGCGUCAACACGUGCACGUACUGCUGCUGGCAGCGGCAGUGGCGGUAGCAGUGGCGGUGGUCGGGUUGUGCGCGGGCACGGUGUUGCGUCGUCGCCAGCACGAUCACGCGCCGGCUCAACGGCAUCAUCAUCGACAUCGUCAGCAGCGACAGCAGCGGCGGUGGGGCGCGUGCGAACAGCGUCGUUGGUGAAGCGGAGCCACAAGCACUUGCAGAACGCAGCACUUCGCAGCACCCUGCACUGAUGGCGGCCUGCAAGGAGGUGGCAACAAUUAUUUUUGUUUUGGAGGGGGGAUGGCAUGACGUGAUGUGACAUGGUGCACCACGCCAUAACAUGCCACGCCUUGAUGGCAGAUGCCUUGCGUUUGCAUCGUGUAACAUCACGGCGUGGGCGUUUUGGUACUUAACGAUGGCAUGGAGAUGACUUGAUGCUUCAGUCUAAUUCGUUACCACACCAAUUAUGGGCAUUCAUCCGCUUUUAACACACGAGUGCACGUGCACGUUAAGCGUUUGUGUUGUUUAUGGUCUUGUUGAGCUGGCACUUGAACAUAGAACGCGCGAACCUGAUGCGCAACGUGCAUGUGUGUGUGUGUGUGUGUGUCUUUGCUGUGCGAUUAACAGUGUGUGGUUUGAGUUGCAUUUGCUGCGUUUGUGUUUGCUGCGUGUGUGUGUGUGCGUGCAUUCAGGCUUGCACACUGCCUUGCUUGCCUUCUUUCCCUUGGCGCCUUGAUUGCGUCAUGGUUUUCCGGGUUUUGGGGGCUGGAAAUGUGUUGUGUGCAUGGUUGUGUUGGCCAUUUUGGGGUGAGUUGUAAGGGAUGGGGAGAAUGUCAUGUAUGGAUGGAAAUGCGUUUGUCACGGGUAGUGUGCGCACGUGCGGUGUACGUUUGAUCUGUGUGCAUGUACGACGCGCAUGUGUGUUUGUUCAUAUCUAUUCUUACCAGGAGAGGAGCCUUUGGUCGACCAGGGGGUGCCGGUCGCUGCAUGCAAGCAAUUUCACCGUUCCACAGUACAGUCAGUACAUAGGCACGACCUGAAC
This is a messenger RNA of Salpingoeca rosetta, 4874 nucleotides long. RefSeq names its product PPP1R12B protein. The transcript has 11 exons. Lineage: Eukaryota; Choanoflagellata; Craspedida; Salpingoecidae. The record is from RefSeq and is a predicted model, not a curated record. The coding region runs from base 1 to 4083 and encodes 1360 amino acids. Gene Ontology annotation, molecular function: phosphatase regulator activity; enzyme inhibitor activity; protein binding. Gene Ontology annotation, cellular component: cytoplasm.